CGAGCCUUCAUAGGGGAUGGGCGUUGCUACCCCUAAGUUACGGGAAUAAAUCGUAGAUACAAGUCUUUUGUAUAAGACGAUUUAGACGAACUGAACGAAAUUUGUAAAAACUAAAGAAGUGAAUUUCACCAAAUUACGAUGAUAGCUUCACCCCAUAAAUCUGGAGAGAAGCAGCAAAGCCUCGGCGUGCGCCUGCGCCGCUGGUGCCGCAGCCGCCGCUGCCAGCUAUGGCGACUGCUGCUUCUCCCCUUCAUACCCAUCUUGGCACUGAUAGUGCAGACCACGCUCUCGCUGAGGAGCAGCAUCACCAAUGGACGUGAUGUUGCUGAUGUCGAAGAACAAGUAAGCAGAGCUACCGAACUGGGGAAGUUGGUGACCAGACUACAGCAAGAGAGAUCGGAAAUGGCGUUCUUCUUAUUCACCAACGGCAGCACCUUGCGGUCGAAUCUGACUCAGCGAUUCGCAGCUACUGACAACGCGAUUUUCCAAAUGGGAGAUUUACCGCUGCUGGUCUUCAAGAACAAGUUGAAGCCCAUUGACAGCGCAACGUUUCUCAAAGAGCUGCAAGAGUUAAGAGACGGAAUCGGAAUUGGCUCAUCGAUGUCUGAAGCUGUUGAGUGGUACACAAACGCGAAUGCUGCCCUGCUCAGUCAUCUCACCAAGGAAAUCAAAGACACAGACAGCAGCACAUUGUGGAGGUACCUCGUGGGGUUCAAGAACCUUCUCCGCAGUAUCGAAUGCAAAGGCAUCGGUUCAGUUCUGGGCAUUAAUUACUUUGCUAGAGGAUAUCUUCAGCCGAGGGAUCAUGAGCGAUACAUAGCACAUAUGGUCCUCGGCAGAGAUCUGCUAGACAAUACGCUGAACUUGGUACCUUCUCUGAUACCUCUGCAUAAGGACAUCAAGGAAGAUAGCACAGAGUAUCAGGUUUUGGAAAGCAAAAACCAGCAAAUUGUGGACAACCGCAGACGUGUGGGUAGCGUCAGCGAUGCAAUCGAGUAUUACGACCAAACAGCUACUUUGCUGGAUAAGCUUCGGGCUGUGCAGAAACAGCUUAGGGAGUAUAUUCGGGAGGGUGUGAACGAAAGCCUGACUGAAGCCAGGAGGAGUGAAGUGGUAUGUGCAGGGAUCCUUGUUCUGGUGUGUGUAGUGUCACCCAUCAUCAUUGCAUUAGUUAGAAACGCCGUAAACACAAUACAGGUGUACGCCAGAAACUUGUCAGAAAAAGCUCGAGAACUGGAGUAUGAGAAAGAGCUGAGCGACUCUCUGCUGUACCAAAUGCUACCACCCAGCGUCGCCAAACAAUUAAAGCAAACACAACAGGUGCCAGCCGAGUUCUUCGCUUCAGUAACAGUGUAUUUUAGCGAUAUUGUUGGGUUCACUGCCAUUGCCGCGGUCUCAACGCCUUAUCAGGUGAUAAGUUUUCUGAAUUCCGUGUACAAGUUGUUCGACGAACGCAUCGAGUGUUACGACGUCUACAAGAUCGAGACCAUCGGAGAUUCGUACAUGGUGGCCUCUGGAUUGCCUGUCAGAAAUGGUAACAAACACGCCACAGAGAUCGCUAGCAUGGCUCUAGAGUUACUGGAAGCGACAUCGAUGUGCCACCUUCCGCACCGCCCCGAUCAGACACUUUGUAUGAGAAGUGGCAUCCAUACUGGCCCGUGUGUAGCUGGGAUAGUAGGCAGCAAGAUGCCACGAUACUGCCUAUUUGGAGAUACCAUCAACACGGCUAGCAGGAUGGAGAGCACCGGUGAACCAAUGAAAAUCCAAAUUUCUGAAGACGUCAAACGUGCUUUGGACAGAUCUGGACUCUUCGUUACGACUCCACGCGGACUCGUUGAUGUGAAGGGCAAAGGGGAGAUGAUGACCUACUGGCUGGACGGCAGGACAGGGCCGUCGCCAGCGAGACCCACGUCGACCUCCUUAGACUACACGCCCAGCUUCUUAGCCAGGAUUCAUUCCCAGGGCCGAACUUCGCCUCGAUACCGACCCGCUUCAGAGUUGAAGAAUCCACAAUAUUAAAAUAAUGUUGAACUCGAAUUUUAAAAAAAUGUGCUUAUAUCAUUUUAAAAAAUUCUUCAUUGAUAGUCAUACACUGAAAAAAAAAAGUGAAAAUAUGACUUGAUUUCAUCUGAGCCUAUCACGCAUAAAAAUAUUGCUUACUUAAAAUUGUGUUAAGUAAUUAAUUUAUUAGGUCAUAUCUCAGCAGAAUAUCGUAAAGAUUUAAAGUUUACUUACCUUGAUAUAUUAAACUGUUUAAUUUAUAUUACAUCUAUUGAUUUAUAAUUAAUUAAUAGUAAGACGUAUUAUAUGUAUGCUAGUACAUACAGGUUAUUAUAUAUUAUGAUGUGACGUUAUACAGAG
This is a messenger RNA of Hyposmocoma kahamanoa, 2361 nucleotides long. RefSeq lists its product as uncharacterized. NCBI's taxonomy places the organism in Eukaryota, Metazoa, Arthropoda, Insecta, Lepidoptera, Cosmopterigidae. The coding region runs from base 139 to 2019 and encodes 626 amino acids. Gene Ontology annotation, molecular function: guanylate cyclase activity; peptide receptor activity. Gene Ontology annotation, biological process: cGMP biosynthetic process; intracellular signal transduction; receptor guanylyl cyclase signaling pathway. The transcript has 16 exons. The record is from RefSeq and is a predicted model, not a curated record.